UUCGAUCUAUAGCAUCAUUCUCUUGCUCUUUCGAUACCGAGGAGUGUCUGAUCUCGAAGAAGGGAGAGCCAUGUAUCUUCACCUGCCAUCCUCUCGCUUUCGCAUGCCUCAUGCAGCUUCUUCUCGCCAUCCACGGCUCUAUUCGUCCAGGGUGAUUUGCAGUGUGGCAUUGGAGGACAAGGCAAGACUUGGUCAUUGCACCAGAGUCCCCCGAAAUGUCAACAUGGAAAGCCUGAAAAAUGGUUAUCUUUUUCCCGAGAUUUCGAUUCGCGAGGCUGAGCACGCUGAGAAGUACCCGCAUGCAAAGUUGAUAAAGCUCGGAAUAGGCGACACGACACGGCCUAUUCCCCACAUCAUAACAUCGGCCAUGGCCCAGAAAGCACUUGCUCUUUCCACCGAUGCGGGAUACACAGGAUAUGGAGAUGAGCAAGGAAACAAGGAUCUGAGGGAGGCUAUCGCAAAUGUCGUUUACAAAGAUAAGGGAGUGGAGUGGGACGAAGUUUUCGUAUCGGACGGUGCCCAAGGCGACAUCUCUCGCCUCCAGAUGCUCCUGGGAUCCGGAAUGACAAUUGCUGUUCAGGACCCAACUUUUCCGGCUUACGUGGAUUCCAGCAUAAUCGUGGGUCAAGCGGGCAAGUUCCAGGAGGAAACCGGGAAGUUUCAGAACAUCGUGUACAUGAGAUGUUGUCCUUGGAACGACUUCUUCCCCGACCUGGCGACGACCCCACGAACCGAUGUCAUUUUCUUCUGCUCUCCCAACAAUCCGACCGGCACCGCCGCGUCCCGACCGCAGCUUGAGCGGCUUGUGGAGUUUGCCAAGGCGAACGGGUCGAUCAUAGUUCAUGACUCCGCGUACGCUUCGUACAUUUCGGACGAUAGCCCUAGGUCGAUCUUUGAGAUCCCCGGAGCCAAGGAGGUCGCAAUAGAGAUCUCUUCCUUUUCUAAGUUUGCCGGGUUCACGGGUGUCCGCCUCGGCUGGGCCGUCGUGCCUAAGGAGCUGAAGUACUCGAACGGAUUUCCGGUCAGAAAGGACUUCAAUCGGAUCAUGUGCACAUGCUUUAACGGCGCAUCGAGCAUCUCUCAGGCAGGAGGCCUAGCUUGCCUCUCUGCAGAUGGUUACCAGGCUCUCUGCAGAUCCAUAGACUACUACCACGAGAACGCAGACAUAAUCAUCGAUGCGUUCACGUCCCUCGGGUUAAAAGUCUACGGCGGCAAGAACGCGCCAUACGCGUGGGUGCAGUUCCCGGGCCGGAGCUCUUGGGAGGUGUUCAACGAGAUCCUGGAGAGGGCCCACGUCGUGACCGUCCCGGGGGCCGGGUUUGGCCCCGGCGGCGAAGGUUACAUAAGGGUGAGCGCGUUCGGGAGUAGGGAGUGCAUGUUGGAAGCUUCAAGGAGGCUAAAAUCUCUGCUGAAGUGAUGCCUCUUUGGUUACUGUGAGGGUUGCUCGUUCUCAUCUGGUUCCUGUAAUACUCCUCUCACCUUGGAGGUUGUAGCUUGUGGGUGUCAAAUGAUUUUUCCUUUUUUCAAUAAAGGAACAAACGGCGUUCUUCUGAUG
Messenger RNA from Eucalyptus grandis, 1555 nucleotides. RefSeq names its product probable LL-diaminopimelate aminotransferase, chloroplastic. Gene Ontology annotation, cellular component: chloroplast. The transcript has 10 exons. Lineage: Eukaryota; Viridiplantae; Streptophyta; Magnoliopsida; Myrtales; Myrtaceae. The coding region runs from base 71 to 1417 and encodes 448 amino acids. The record is from RefSeq and is a predicted model, not a curated record. Gene Ontology annotation, molecular function: L-lysine:pyruvate alpha-transaminase activity; pyridoxal phosphate binding. Gene Ontology annotation, biological process: systemic acquired resistance, salicylic acid mediated signaling pathway; L-pipecolic acid biosynthetic process.